Molecule: messenger RNA, 3552 nt
Organism: Gadus morhua (Atlantic cod)
Lineage: Eukaryota; Metazoa; Chordata; Actinopteri; Gadiformes; Gadidae
Product: carboxy-terminal domain RNA polymerase II polypeptide A small phosphatase 1
Exons: 7
Coding region: 201-1124 (307 amino acids)
Molecular function (GO): RNA polymerase II CTD heptapeptide repeat phosphatase activity
Source: RefSeq, a predicted model, not a curated record
CCGUCCGCGUUCAGACCGCGCUCCGCUUUAAGGGACUUUAAGGGGCGCCCUGAAACCGUCCAUCCCCUUGUUUGUGUGUUGAAAUUGAAAGCGUUGAACUCCAUGUUGAAUCAAAGUUGAUAAGUACUUUUUCUAAUGAUUUAUGAUACUCUUAAUCCGUGCUAAAAACAAUGACGAGUACGUAAUCGAAUGGACGCGAUAUGCUUCGUGCGCAGUCUUCCAGGAAGUUCGAGCUUUUGCGUCUGUUAUGUUUAACGCAGUCCGGCGCGCGGGGAAUAUCAGCGAAUAGAAAAGAAGACUUUUCGGCGAAUUUAGGUAACUCGGGAUUGAAACUUGAUGUCAUGGCCAAUCCGUCUUCCAUAAUUACGCAAAUUAGUUGCGAUGAAGAGGCGAACAAGGCGGCCCGCGAAAAGGGCUCCACCUCCUCGGUGUCCAGUAAGAAGCCCAGGAGCCGGGGCCUGUUCUCCAGCCUGCUGUGCUGCCUCUGCAAGGACCCGCCGCAGCCCUUGCCCGUCAACAACAACGCCCCCCUCCUGGUGGAGGAGAACGGGGCCAAGGUCCAAGUCAAGCCGCUGCUGCCUUCAAUCAAAUCUAAGGAUUCCGGAAAGAUCUGCGUUGUUCUGGACCUGGACGAGACGCUUGUCCACAGCUCCUUCAAGCCGGUAAACAACGCUGACUUCAUCAUCCCAGUGGAGAUAGAUGGGACGGUGCACCAGGUGUAUGUGCUGAAGCGCCCCCAUGUGGACGAGUUCCUCAAGAGGAUGGGCGAGCUUUUCGAGUGUGUGCUGUUCACCGCCAGUCUGGCCAAGUACGCCGACCCCGUGUCAGACCUCCUUGACAAGUGGGGGGCCUUCCGCAGUCGCCUGUUCCGGGAGUCUUGCGUCUUCCACCGGGGGAACUACGUGAAGGACCUGAGCCGGCUGGGGCGCGACCUGGACAAGGUCAUCAUCGUGGACAACUCCCCGGCCUCGUACGUCUUCCACCCCGACAACGCGGUGCCUGUGGCGUCAUGGUUCGAGGACAUGUCAGACACGGAGCUGUUGGACCUCAUCCCCUUCUUUGAGCGUCUGAGCAAAGUGGACAAUGUCUACACUUUCCUCAAGCAGCACGGAGCCGAUAGCUAGCAGUGUUAGCUAGCAAAUGUAGCUGGCAACAUAAUCUAGCAAUAUUAGUAUCUCGAUCCUGGAGAGAGAAAAGAAAAUACAUUUCCUAGUACAUCUUUUAGACAACACGAGUUGAAGAUGUGAACAACACGUAUGUGCUCCACACACAUGCCAAUCCCUGAGAGAGUCCUAAAAUCCAAAGUGAACCCUCUUUGACAGUUGGAACUAUUAACGCAGAGGUUUUCACUGUUCCACCACCGCCCCCUGGUAGUGGAAAAACAUAUAUAUCACUGCCACCUCACUCCGCCUUGUCGAAUCCCUUUCGAAACCUGCCACAAACCAGCGGAUAUAAAUGCGUGCGUGGACGUACGAAUGGAUCGACAAGGACAGCGAUCAAUGUCAUCGUUUCUUUGAAAUUCCUAUAAAUUCAAAGUAAGGUGGUAUACCUUUUAAACAGACAGUGGGGUACCUGGACGUUACAAUCCCAUGCGAAUGAAGCACAAAUCCGAAAUACUGGAUUGAUAUAUAGUAAUUCUAUGGACUGGUUAUUGUAGAUUGAAUAGGUGGAUAGGUUGAUUGCGUCAAUGCAAGGGUGAUUGUGGGAUUGGGUGUUCUGUUGACAUUCAAAAUUGAAUUAUUUGUCAAAAUUGUGUUAUUCGUCUUGUUUCCAUCUGUAGUUUUCUUACUUUGUUAGUUUUUUAACAGUCUCUUGUUGUCCUUUGUGUUGGUCAUGUAUGAUAGUAUACUUUUUAGUCAAGCAAAUGUGAUUUCAAUGUAACACUCUUUAAGGAAAAAUAUAUGUGGUCAACAUUUUGUUUGCAAACUUUCCCAAUUUAAAAAAAAAACUAAAGUCUUAACAUCUGUGUCAAAGCUCGAUUCUUAGGAGUUUUGUUGAAUAGCAAUAGGGUUUAUAAAACUCGCUUGACGCCAUAAACUGGACAGCACUUUAUGGAGCUAAUCUGUAGAUCUGUUUUUUGUCGGUUGCACAUGUACUCGUGAGACAGUUUGUUUAUCGCCGUUGUUGACUUCAGCACCAGCAUCAAAAGGAACCGGGUUUCAAUGCGGUUCAGGGUUCUUCUGUCCUAUAGAUAACGAUAGAUAUACAGUCCAAAUGGACACUAACUUAGGCGAUAAUUACACUAAAAGUGCAAUUACUGGGCCAGUACAGUUCAAAGGCUGCAUAAACAAUGUGGCCUUGAUUGUUUUGGAUUGGAAAGGUGUUAAGUUAACAGAUGUUGCAGAUUAAUGAUUCCAGAAAUUAGAGAACUUGAAGGGUCCUGAUGGGUAUCGUAUGACUUUAUACAUGCGUAUAAAUGUAUAUAUAUGUGGGUAAAUCUUUCUGUUCAUGGCUACCAUUGAUUUGGACAUCAGCAGGUAUUUGAUGUGUCACAUGACCGCAAACAAAACUUGAAUUUAAGGACUGCAUUUGAAUGGCAAUCAAAAGAAAGUUGGCUUUUCUUUCACACAAUGCUAAAUCCUUUGUCCCUGUUGUUUUGGUAAAUUAUUCUGAUGAACCUCCUGUAUAUAAUGUUGUGAUUUCUCUCUCACGGUGGUACUCACGGUGGAAACAACUGCAUUCUCACUUUUGGAGCUUUGGGCUGGAUCGCAGACAGGUUUACUGAGUAAAGCCACUACGGUGGCCAGCAAGGACAGAUAUUCAAAAAUGCUCAAACUCAACGAUUAUUGUUCGAUUUCUUUAGCAUGCAAAUUCCUGUCAAUAAUUGUUUUAGUUUUUUUGUAAUGACACUGAUUGUAUUUCAAAUUGUUUGUGACAAAUGGAAAUGUCAUCUUGCAGGCACUCGUUGGUGCCAGUCCAAUAGUCACAAUACAAAAGGUUGCUUCCUGCAUUAAUAUCGAACUGGUGGAUGCCAGCAAGUAUUUAAAAGGAUAGAGAUCAUCAUGUGGAGCACAAGUCCUGCAACUGUGCUUGUGUAUUUUUUUAGGAAAACAUGGCGAUUUUGAAGAGAGGUUUGAUAGUAGAAUUCAUGUACCUCAAAAUCGUACAUCUAAAAAAAGAAAACAGUUUUGACAUUAAGGGGCCCAUUGGCUGUCCGAACUACUCAUCUAAUAUGUUGGUGUAUUUAGUUGUUGCGCAGUAACGACGUUAAUAUAUGGAUCAUUGGUGGUAUCACUGGGACCAUGAUGAAAACCCACCUAACCCUCAUGUUUUUCUGUUAUUUUUCUCUUUUUCAUACCAAAUUGUAUCAAAAGUAAUUUUCUUUUCCAUAAAUUCUAAAUUCCCACAGAAAGUUGCGAUGAUGUGCUUUUACUUUGAAUUCUCUCUGGUGGAUCCGAUCAUGUGAUUUUUUCAAUCACCAAUGGACAUCUCCUGAUUAAUGAACAAUUUAUACAAAAAGGGUUAGAGUUCAUCACAUGCCGACAUCAGAUAUUGGAAGAGACAUUUAGCUUUCGGAAAUUGAUACAUAGCAAUAAAGAUCCUUAAAUUCGU